GCUGCCAGAGGGAGGGUCAGCAAGCUUUGCCAAAUACGCCGGCGCCCCAUACGCCCAGGAAGCGAAACAGGCACCUAGAUUCCUGCUCAACUAACAUGUCCACCAUACCCAUGUUUUAAAGCUGAUCUAGUUUGUUGUAGUGUAUUUAUGUUUUAAUAAUGCCUUAUUUAACUGUAUAAUGCCAGAUAGUCGCGGGGAUGAGGUUCACGAGAGAUAUCUACCGGCUGCUGGGGCUCUCGAGCGGCCCCAGUGAACAGAGAGAGGAGAGCAUGGAAACAGAAGCUGCGACUGAUGCCAGCCACACUUCAGCACCACAGGAGCCCCUCAGUGGGGAGGAGGGCUUAAGUGAGGAGGAGAGAUCCAAAAGACGGGCAGAGAAACGACGGGCUAAGAAGAAGCGGCAGAAAGAACGGAAGAAGCUGGAGAAGGGGAAACAGAACGAACAGGAGGAGGAGUCAGCUGAAGGCCCAGGUGAGAGUGAGUCAGAGGAGGAGGGACCAGGUGGGGAACAGGAAGAGGAGGAGCCUAUGAAGGAAGUGGAACCAGCGCCUGUCCCGCCCCCCACCAAGAGUUCAGUAGCUCCGCCUCUUGGAAGCAGAGCCAACCACCAGCACGCAACCAGUGAAGAGGACCCUGAGUGGGAUGUCAGUAGUGCGUUUGUGGCCAAUGCCGUGAGCCACCUGAGGCCGAGAGCCAAGAGCAGAACUCCACGCAGCAGCCGGGAGAACAAGGAGAACGAGCGCCGAGGAGGCCAGACCAACUGCACAGAUAGUGGGGCUAAGAGAAGUGCCUACCUCACAGAGAAGGGCAUCCAGCUGGUUCAGGAGGGCCAGUACUUUCAGGCAGUUUCCAUGUUUACAGAAGCCAUCAAGUAUGACGCUACCAACUACAGGUUCUUUGGGAACCGCUCCUACUGUUAUGAGUGUCUGGAACUGUAUCCACAAGCUCUGGCCGACGCCGAGAUUUCCAUCAGACUAGCCCCCACCUGGCCCAAGGGCUUCUACAGACAGGGCAGUGCCCUAAUGGGGUUAAAGAGGUACAGUGAAGCAGAGAAGGCCAUGGAGCAGGUGCUUUUGCUGGAUAAGGACUGUGAAGAGGCGGCCAACGAACUCUUCAAUUGCAGAGCCCUUCAGCUUAUGGACCACGGCUUUGAGGAGAUGCAGAGUGUCUCGCUGCUGGAAAAGUACACUACAGUUCAGGCUGCACUCGCAUCUUCCGAGGCAACAGCAGUGGUGUCCCAGGAGAGCUCCUCUGGCCAGGCUGGGGGUCCAUCUCUAUGGGUGGGGAAUGUCACCACUGAACUGACGGAAAAACAUCUAUGGGACCUCUUCAAGACGUGUGGAGAGAUAGAUAGUAUCCGUGUGCUGCAUGAGCGGUUCUGUGCCUUUGUCAACUUUAAAAAUGCAAGCAUGGCGUCCCGGGCCCUGGAGAAACUCAAUGGCUAUGGAAUUGAAAACACUCGACUGGUGGGCUAUGGGAUUGAAAACACUCGACUGGUGGUACGUUAUCCUGACCGGCGCACGCAAAGACCACUCCCUCUGCUCCCCUUAAAGGCCCCGCCCCCUCUCUCAGGAGCCUCUGGUGCCAGGCGACGGGGCCCUGUACACGGGGAUGAGUGUUACUUCUGGCGGACGACAGGCUGCCAUUUUGGGGAGAAAUGUCGCUACAAACACAUUCCUGACCAGCGGGGGAAAGACCGCAAGCCCUGGCAACCCUGAUCAACAGGGGGAAGACUGCUAGACCUGGCAACCCUGAACAACAGGGGGAAGACUGCUAGACCUGGCAACCCUGAUCAACAGGGGGAAGACUGCUAGACCUGGCAACCCUGAACAACAGGGGGAAGACUGCUAGACCUGGCAACCCUGAUCAACAGGGGGAAGACUGCUAGACCUGGCAACCCUGACUCCAGCACCGGCUCUCUAUGUGUCUGUCUGUCUGUCUCACUCAAACUGGACUAUUCUGUGUGUGUGUGUGUGUGUGUGUGAGAGAGAGAGAGAGAGAGACAUUAUCUAUAUGUGUAGGAGGCUCUUUAGGUUUUGGGUGAAAUGCACUUUAGUCAGCUCGAUGUCUUAGCUAAUCAACUGAUGCAGUUCCCAACACACACACACACACACACACACACACACACACACACACACACACACACACACACACAAAUACAAAUACACUCCCAGUGCUCCAUGGAAGCAUUACUUGUGAUCAUCUUUUGCACUUUAUUGUUCACCCAUUUAAAUGGGACUCUUCAGUUUAGUGGAAUCACCAGUGUUUUUACACUACACACACACACACACACACACAAACACACAGAGACACUCUGAGUGCCCCAUCUGAGCAUUGUGACCACCUUUUGCACUUUAAUGGGACUCUUCAGCGUAGUGGAAUCAUCAGUGUUUUACACUACACACACAUACAAAGAGACACACACAUACGCACACACACACACACACACACACACAUACAUACGCACACACACACACCUACUUGCAGGCCACACACACAAACACUUGAAUGAAAAACAAAACAUCAGUGUUGCGGAAUUCGGAAUGACGCCAUUUGUACUUCCUCUUCUUUUGCCCACACACACACACACACACACACAGGCCUAUCAUAUCACUAAUAUAAUUCUAGAGAUUUUUAUUUGGAUGAUCAAACUACUGCCUAUCACCUUCUGUGUGCCUUACAGGUGUGUGUGUGUGUGUGUGUGUGUGUGAGUGUGUCCUAAGUGCCUGCCCCCCUAUGUGUGCCUUACAUUAAUGUGUGAGUGUGUUUGUGUCCCAAGUGCUUUACAGGGAAGUGAUAGCGGGAUGCCUGAAGCGAAACCACACACACACACACACACGGAAACCCCCACAACUAUUUCACCAAUGUGUGUGUGUGUGUGCGCGUCUGAGACUGAGUGCUCUUCACACACGAGAGAGAAAGAGAGAAUUUUUUUUUUCCUGUGUGAAAACAUGUUUUAGUGCAAACAUCUGUUUUAAUCUACCAUGCUGUGUGUUUGCGUGUGUGUGCAUGCAUAUGUGCAUGUGCACUUGUGUAUGUAAUAUUUGUGCGUGUGUGCGUGCGUGCGUGCGUGUGACUGUCAGCCUAUGCUCCUGUGUUUUAUAUGAAGUGUUUCACACCAGAAAGCCAAAGAGCUCAUUGGAUUAAACAUGGUUUCAUCUCCA
Messenger RNA from Alosa alosa (allis shad), 3164 nucleotides. RefSeq lists its product as uncharacterized. The transcript is spliced from 17 exons. NCBI's taxonomy places the organism in Eukaryota, Metazoa, Chordata, Actinopteri, Clupeiformes, Clupeidae. Gene Ontology annotation, molecular function: protein binding; RNA binding; metal ion binding. The coding region runs from base 198 to 1718 and encodes 506 amino acids. The record is from RefSeq and is a predicted model, not a curated record.